Messenger RNA from Amblyraja radiata (thorny skate), 1052 nucleotides. It is a transcript of the gene crhbp, whose product is annotated as corticotropin releasing hormone binding protein. The coding region runs from base 110 to 1036 and encodes 308 amino acids. The record is from RefSeq and is a predicted model, not a curated record. Gene Ontology annotation, biological process: hormone-mediated signaling pathway; negative regulation of corticotropin-releasing hormone receptor activity; negative regulation of corticotropin secretion. Gene Ontology annotation, molecular function: corticotropin-releasing hormone binding. The transcript has 7 exons. NCBI's taxonomy places the organism in Eukaryota, Metazoa, Chordata, Chondrichthyes, Rajiformes, Rajidae.
GCUUUAUAGACAGCGUCCAGCGCAGUAUAAAAGCGGGGAGGCUUCAAUCAUGUUCUCCACCACUCCGGACUGACUGCGAGCCGCUGACAACACGGAGACAGAAAGAAAGAUGCCUCCUGCUUUGAAGGUUCCGCUGCUAAUCGCGCUGCUGUGGAUGAGGGUUCUCCAGGGACAAGGCAGAUACAUCGAGCAAAAUGGCAUAAACGAUGACCCGUUUGGGCUUCUAAGUUCGGAGAUGAAACGAGAGUUUCCGCAAGGGAACAUUUACAGUCAAAGUUUGAAAUGUGUGGACAUGUUGAUGGUCGAAGGACAGUUCUCAUUCAGGGCAGAUGGACCACAGCUCAAUUGUGCCGUCUUCUUAAUGGUCGAUCCCGAUGAGGUCAUCUCUUUGGAGUACAAUAAUGUCAACAUAGAUUGUCAGGCUGGAGACUUCCUUAAGGUCUUUGAUGGGUGGAUAUUGAAGGGGAAUGUGUUCCCAAGCCCCAUGGAUCAUGCUCUUCCCAUCUCGGAACGCUAUGUUGAUUUUUGUGAAGGCAGCAACUUGAACACAGCCAUCAGUUCGAAACAAAAUGUUGCAAUGAUCCUUUUUCAAAUCCACACGGCUGGAAAUGGAUUUUCCUUAACAAUCAGGCACUCGAUCAAUCCUUUCCCUUGCAACAUGAUUUCCAAGAAUCCUGAAGGAAGAUUCACAAUGGUCAUUCCUCAUCGGCAGAGUAACUGCAGCUUUUCCAUGAUUUACCCAACGGAGGUCAGAAUCUCGAAUGUGACUCUGGGACACACCAAUGAUGUGACGAUACCCGUUAAGAACUGUGGUGGAGCAACUGAUUUUGUGCAGCUUUUGGGAGGAAAUACAUUGGACCCCAGCAGGAUGCUUCCAAUGGGCGAAAUUUGCCAUCCGUUCAGUGGAUCAGCACCGAUGAAGAUCAGCUGUGAGAACACCGUGGUGCGCAUCGUUUCCAGCGGCAGACAGACAAAUCGUCUGACCUUCGAGUAUCGGCAGCUGGAACACCAUGAAUUGGAGAAACAGUGUAAAUAAAGAUAAUGAACAGCAA